Messenger RNA from Protopolystoma xenopodis, 978 nucleotides. The record is from the annotation of a GenBank genome assembly. NCBI's taxonomy places the organism in Eukaryota, Metazoa, Platyhelminthes, Monogenea, Polystomatidea, Polystomatidae.
AUGGCGAAGGCAGCUAAUAGUGUGUCCCUCCUGAAAUCACGUAAUUAUAAUGGCCUGUAUUUAGAGGAGCGCAUACACGGCUAUCCUUCUUGGUCCAACGAAAUUGAUACUGAAAUGGAAACGGAGACUGAAAGAGAAACGGGAAACAAAAGUUUAUACGGCAUCAAUAAACAAAACGAGGAGUAUAACUGUAAAGAGAAAAUGAAUAAGGAAAUAAAUAAAAAAAACCAAGUAAACCGCAAGAAAGAACAAGAAUUUAUAGGAAAUUGUAGACAGUUCUAUAAUAGCUCUGUUAAAAACAGUUUGCCGAAUAAUGGGGAUUUCAUGCACUUGAAAAUAAACGAUAAAAUUGUUGAUAUAUUUGAUCAGAGAAUUAUAGGCGGAAAAAAUGCUCCCAGAAAUAAGUAUAAUUAUAUUGAUCAGCAUUCCAACAUUACGCUUCUUCCUACCACUCCCAAUCUGAAAGAGGAGGAUGGAACAGAAUAUGUUAAAAAAGCAACAGCCAGUUUUAUCCGCUCUCCUGAAAAAGAUAUUCUUGCCACAAGCGUCAUUUACGACUGUUCCUUAGCCUCAAUCCAGACCGCCCACAAGUCACUAUCCCUUAAGGAGCGCAGUCCUUCCCUUGAUGAUACAUCGCAUAUACAAAGUUACAAUCGCCCUGUCCAAUCGUGUAGCUUGAAUGUAAAUCCCAAACAAGCUGGCAUAUCUGAUCGAAUGGAGUUUUGCCUGAGAUUGACCGACUCCUCGGUUAUCGAUGGUACCUCUCAAAGACCGUCCGGAGCAGGCCUUAGUCACUCCCUUCGCUGCCAGGAUAUCACAAUAACUCCAACCAGAAGAAGCACAAAUUUUAAUAGUGUUGAAUUUGCAAAUGUUCUUGACCCGCAUCAUGGCGUGAUCACGAAAGAUCUGUUUCACGAGCAGCUAAGCCACUUGUUGGCCUGUCUUGAAAGCAUAUUGGUAAGCUAUCUUCUUGGCUAA